AAAGAUUUGAUUCCUUUUUUGCUACUACGAGUCUCUCUAUUUGUGCUAUAGUAAACAUCCUGCCAAAUUGUUCUCUCCAUGGCUCCACCCUGUAAAGUGGCGGUGAUCGGAGCUGGAGUGGGGGGGCUGACCGCCGCCCGUGCCAUCAGAGCUGAAGGUCUCCACGUAACAGUCUACGAGAAGUCCGACCGACUCGGGGGCGUCUGGAUUUACGAUCCACGCGUCGAGUCCGACCCGUUAGGCCUGGACCCGAAUCGAGAAACCGUGCACAGCAGCAUCUACCCAUCCCUCCGAACCAACCUCCCCAGGCAGCUGAUGGGGUUUCCCGACUACCCAUUUGGCAGCAGGUCCAAGAAUCCCGAUUCGAGGAUCUUUCCAGGGCAUCAAGAGGUGCUCGAUUUCAUCAAGGGAUACGCUGACUUCUUCCAGCUUGUUGAAUUGAUUCGAUUCAAUACUGAAGUUGAGCGGGUCGAACAGGCCGGGCCGGAGUGGGUCGUCCAGUCGAGAUUGACUUCUUCAGGUUCUGUCUCUGAGGAGAUGUUCGAUGCCGUUGUGGUUUGCAGUGGACAUUAUAGUCAACCAAGACUGGCUCAGAUUCCAGGCAUGGAGAAAUGGCCCGGGGAGCAGAUUCACAGCCACAAUUACAGAGGCCCUGAGCCAUUCCAGGACAAGAUUGUGGUGGUGAUCGGAAGCGGGCCUAGUGCAAUCGACAUAUCUGCGGAAAUUGCAGAGGCAGCCAAAGAAGUUCACCUUUCGUCCAGAGCUCCCGACACCACAGCCACCAAGUUGGAUUUCGGAGACAACAUUUGGCAACACUCAAAGAUCGAGUUUCUUGAUGAAAGUGGACUAGUUUCUUUCGAGGACGGGGCUUGUCUCUUCCCCGACAUCAUCUUCCACUGCACCGGGUAUCAUUAUUCUUUCCCGUUCUUGAAAACUGAUGGAAUUGUAAGCGUGGAUGACAAUCGUGUCGGCCCCCUUUACAAACACAUCUUCCCUCCAAAACUCGCUCCUUCCCUUUCCUUUGUGGGGCUCGCCUUUCGGGCAGUGGUGGUUCAAUUGUUGCACUUCCAAGCAACUUGGAUUGCCCGAGUUCUAUCGAGCAAAACAAAUUUGCCAUCAGAAGAGGAAAUGCAAGCUGAUGUCGAACGGCAUUAUCAGCUCAUGGAGUUGAAAGGGAUACCAAAGCACUACACUCAUGCCUUCAGCCUAGAGACGUUCUUUGAAUACAUCGACUCGAUAGCUGUUGAAGCGGGGCUAGAACAAGUGGGCGAAGAAGUGAAGUCCAUUUGUAAGAGCUAUUUCAGUUUCGUGAUAGAGAAUGGCCUUUGGAAGGCAAAGAAUUGGAGACCUGACUGGGAACUUCAACAAGGUAACUAAUCUUACAUCAUUAAUCAAUGUUGGAAUCAUCCUGUUACCAUACAACUUGCAAAAUUCACAAUAAUGAUUCAAUAAUGUAUCUACUUUAAAUUGACACAAGGUUAUGUGAAAUUUAUUUCGAGCAUGUGUUUGGUGAGUCAAAAGUAUCUAUAAUGAAACCUUUCUAGAAUUUCCUACAUAAUUGCAUCUCACUAUCAGUAAAAAAAGCUGUGUUCAUUGUACAGGCAUCAGGUUGGUAACAUUUUAAUUCAUUGUAUAAUUGUGUUUACUUACUUUUGGUUGAGAAAAUUGACCUGUACAAGAAAAAUACUAAUAAUAAUAAUGGCCACUCAUUCAAUAGGUGGGAACGUGACGGGGUUUUUGUUAUACUAUGGUAUUUUUUUUUGUCUACAGUAUGGGGGAGAUUCAUUGUAUGCAUGUCGACUUAGAGAACAAUAAAUUCGUACAAAAAGUGAAUUCAAUUAUGUUACUUAUUUAUGAAGGGAAUUAAUUGAUGCCCGAAUCAAUUUUUGCCAUCUCUGACAAAACAGUAACAUAAUUAACUUAAUGACUUAAUCCCCAGAUGCACUAUCCAAAUAGGAAAAAGAAAGUGUAGGCAUGUAUGUGUCUGUUUUAAAAUAAAUAAUAGUAACAUGAUAUGAUAU
This is a messenger RNA of Andrographis paniculata, 2021 nucleotides long. RefSeq names its product flavin-containing monooxygenase FMO GS-OX-like 2. NCBI's taxonomy places the organism in Eukaryota, Viridiplantae, Streptophyta, Magnoliopsida, Lamiales, Acanthaceae. Gene Ontology annotation, molecular function: N,N-dimethylaniline monooxygenase activity; flavin adenine dinucleotide binding; NADP binding. Bases 79 to 1377 code for a protein of 432 amino acids. The record is from RefSeq and is a predicted model, not a curated record. The transcript is spliced from 7 exons.